Molecule: messenger RNA, 1179 nt
Organism: Yamadazyma tenuis ATCC 10573
Lineage: Eukaryota; Fungi; Ascomycota; Pichiomycetes; Serinales; Debaryomycetaceae
Gene: ROD1
Product: Rod1p
Biological process (GO): intracellular protein transport; ubiquitin-dependent endocytosis
Cellular component (GO): plasma membrane; cytosol; cytoplasm
Molecular function (GO): ubiquitin protein ligase binding; SNAP receptor activity
Source: RefSeq, a predicted model, not a curated record
AUGUUUAGAGACAGAACCAAUCUUUAUCUAUCGUACCGGCGAACCAUUCCUCGUGGAGAGCUCAACAGCACGCUCUCUGGUGCGACCACUCGACUCUCUUCCGAUCGAUUUGAUUCUUUUGAAGAGGAGGAAGGGCUAAUUGGUAGAAGGAGAAACAGACCUCAAUAUAAGGAUGAUGACGGGGCAAUUGAACUACAAAACAUUGCUCCUUCGAUUUUCGACAUUCUGAAACAUAUCGACGAUAACCUAGAAUCUAUCAAGACACUGACGUCCGAGUUGAGCUCUUUGUACAAGAAAUUGUUGAUCACGAGCUCAAAUGACAAACCCGAGAUCGAAAAGAAGAUCGAGGGCUUGAACUAUGAGAUCACCAAGAAGUUUGAAAACUCGUACGUUUUGAUCAAGAAGUUCGACUUCCUCCAGAAGAAUCACCAGCGCCUUCACUUGAACUACUCCAACAACGAAGUUAAAAUGAUUGAAAACUUCAAGAAAAAUUAUGCCUUAAAGAUCCAGAACUCCUCUUUGAUCUUUCGAAACCUUCAAAACAACUACAUCAAAUUUCUCAGAGAUGACGACUAUGACGACUUGAAUGAUACCAGCUUCAGCAUGAGAACGUCUCAUGUCAAUGCCGAUGAAAAACAACGCCUUCUUCUCCAAGAAGAAGAAACCAAAAACAUCGAAAACUACUCCAAGCAGGUGCUUCAGGAGACCCAACAACAACUCCAACUCCAACGACAGCCCAGUGACCAGAUCAUGGCCCAGAGAGAACGCGAAAUCUCCAAGCUCGCCAUGGGGAUUCUUGAGAUCUCCACCAUAUUUAAGGAAAUGGAGAGUUUGGUGGUGGAACAAGGAACGAUUUUAGAUCGAAUCGACUACAACAUCACCAACACUGCCCAGGAUGUAAAGGACGGUAACAAAGAGCUCCUCAAAGCCAAGAGCUACCAAUCCCGAACCACCAAGUGUAAAAUCAUCUUUCUUCUUAGUUUGGUGGUGUUUGCCUUAUUCAUUAUCGUGGUUGUAAAACCUCAUGGAACCACCAAAUAUGUCGAAAAGCCCCCCUCGGACAAACCGGUUUCUGAGGCACCCGUUAAUGACAGACCAUCAGUGGAUAGACCAGAAGAAGACAUAGGAGAACACAAGGAUCCAGACCUUAACAUUCCCAUAGGAGAUUCGCCCACCUGA